Molecule: messenger RNA, 1924 nt
Organism: Pomacea canaliculata
Lineage: Eukaryota; Metazoa; Mollusca; Gastropoda; Architaenioglossa; Ampullariidae
Exons: 4
Coding region: 180-1256 (358 amino acids)
Source: RefSeq, a predicted model, not a curated record
CCGGAAACGAUUGCUACCUAGUAACGCUAUGCCGCCAAGGAAGCGGUGAAAUUGGAAGAAGCCAGUUGGACGCAAACGUCUUUUGUCUGAUGCGGUGAUGGCUGUCAUUUAUCUUCAAGGCUAAUUGCAGUUGUACCAAAUGUGUUAGACAUCAUAGAUCUUUAAAGCCAUAUUUAGCCAUGACAGCAGCAGAAGCCACUUUUGCUCCAAGUAAAAGAAAUAUAUCUCUCCUUGCACAACAAACACUUGCUCAACCCAAGCAUUCUCUCUUUGGAACAACUUUGGAACAUUAUGAGAAAAAAGAACUACCAUCCAUUGUUGCCAUAAAGGCAAAUCCCACUGAUAUGCAACGUCAGUCACAGCAAUAUCCAGUUCCUGAUCAUCUUAAACAUUUUAUAUCAGCUCAAGCUAACAUGGAAAAAGCUCAGAGAAGAGUUGAGGAACAAAACAGAAUAGUGUCUAACGUGUGCGCAGAUCUUGAAGAGAAGGAAAAAAGAGCCUUGAUGUUUAAGCCAGACCGCACAGAAUGUUUGCAAGAGAAUAUGAAAGGUAUAAGCAGAAUCAUAGAUCAGGACCGAGAACACGCAGAAGAAAUUAAUAAUGUGGGGCUCAACAAGACAGGCAGUUACAAUCAUGAUAAAUAUGGCAAGAAACCACCUACACACAAUUAUUCACUUAUUGGCAACUUACUAUCUCCUGGCAAUGAUUUCGGCUAUCCACAAAGAUAUAGCCCAGAUGACGCUUUACUGAAACUGAAUAAGCAGUCAAAUAAUGUUGUUACUAAUGAAGCAAUUCGUCUGGGCUUCAACUCUUUUGAUUACCCAGAACAAAGCCAAAACAAGUCCAAGAUAAAAAUCAAAGUGCCUGCCAACAUUAAACAUCAGUUUGGUAGUCGUGUUUGUGAAGAGCUUCUUUCUGAUGAGAAAGCUUUUGAAGAUUUUCUCAAGCAACAGAAAGAGCAAAACAAACCUGCUGAAAAACACCAGAAGACACCAGACAUCAAGGAGUAUGAGGCAGCAACUUCAAGCAGCUAUUUUGAGUUAGGAAGUGGGCUGCGGGCAAAUCUUUUUCCUGAUCAUUCAGUGAGAAAGCCUCUGGGUAUCUUCAAAGCUGUGCACAAUGCAGAAGUAUACCUUCGCCGUGAACCCUUGACAGAUCAGUUUCGCAGAAAACGUGAUGAGCACAGUAUUGGGCUGAACAAAACAUUGUUCUGCAAAAUCUCAGAAAGGUCAAUCCGAAUCCUCAAAGUUAAAUAAGAGCUUUAAUUUACUUGUGCAUUUGGCCUGUCAUCUCAGUGUGAUGGGAGUUUUAUAUGAAAGUAUGCAUUGACAAGCAUGACCAAUUGUCGAGUAUUUACUGGAGGUUAGGGGAGUGUCAGGGAUGCCUUUCUUUCUAUGGCUUGUGCAGUUUUGUUAUGUCACCAGCCAUGACUGGCUUGCCAAGAGGAAAUGAAAGCAAUGCAAUAAUAUUUACAUACAAACACAUUCACACAUAUUCUCCCUUUCUAAACUUUCUAAAGAACAUGUGAUUUAAAUCCAUAUCAUAUGGAUGCACAUACAUGCACACGCGUGCGCACGCACACACACACACACAGAAUCAUACACAAACCAGCUAUUUUUAUGAAUAUUGACUGGUUAAUGGCAUUCAUCAACCACUGCCAUUUGAUUCAAAGUACAAAAAGUAUUAUUGCACCCCCAAUUCUGAUGCUUUUGAUAAUUAACGUACAUAUUAUUAUUAUUAAACCAUCCUGUAAUGAUCAUUAUGAUUAUUCAAUUACAGAAUGUACGUUUUUUUCAUAAUACACUUUUGCACUCCAGUAAUGGAAUGACCAAGAAUAGCUUGUUCAAUGAGAACUGGUAAGAAAAUUUUACAUUGAUGGUGUGUCUUUGUGGUGAAUAAUAUAUAUUUGUGUGUUCAAACUGGU